Molecule: messenger RNA, 1829 nt
Organism: Physella acuta
Lineage: Eukaryota; Metazoa; Mollusca; Gastropoda; Physidae
Biological process (GO): immune response
Cellular component (GO): membrane
Molecular function (GO): tumor necrosis factor receptor binding
Source: RefSeq, a predicted model, not a curated record
ACAGGUUAAAAAGCAGAAAAGUAUCCACAAAUAUUUUACGUGAUUGGACAACCCACAUAAGUUUGAGUGACUGGAGUUGAGACUGUUUCCAUUUUGUCAAGCAGAGGACAAAAUCAAACACAGCACACCAACAGAUAAAUUUGUCAGAGAUGGGAGAUACAGGUGAAAAGAAAAGAAAUCUUCAGUUGACAGGAAGAACAUAUAGCCAGGACAAAACACAAAGUUUGGAAGAAACAAAAUCUGAAGGAGGUUUUCAAGCAGGACAUCAUGAAACCGAGAUCUGCUAUGGAGGUGAAGCUGACUUACACAAGCACUGUGCGGAAUGUCAUAAGAAUCCAGGUCAUGUCAACUUUAUACCUGUUAAUGAUUUCAACUUGGAUCAUCUCCCCUCACGUUACCGUGACGUCAUCAUGUUGGAGCUAAUCAAAAUUUUGUCUGCACUAACGGUCCUGAUAAAGGUCAAGUACACCAGUCUAAAGAGACCAAAGUCUGUUCCAUGCUUCAGUGGUCAGUACCCAUUUUAUAACACCAGAGGAAGUGACGUGUUGAGGACAGGGACGGGGAGGGUGUGGCAUGUGGUCAAGUACACAGAGAGUGACAACAAGGUCACUUGUCCAUGUGACAAGUGUCAACACUCGGACACACCCAGCAAAGUGUGGGGUGAGGUUUGUGUGGUGACAGCCACACACGUGGUGUUUGAUGACAGUGAGGCGAGACAGACCAAGUGUGUUGUAGGUUUUGAUGACAUUAAACGUUAUGGGGUCAGUCUUGAUAUCUUGGGGGUGGGGGAGGCAGAUAUUGAGGGAGACGUGUGUAGGUUUACAUGUGUGUCAUGUGACUUAGAGUUGCUUGAUGAACUGGACAAGAUGUGUCGGCACUUUGAUGAUCUAUGUGAGAAAGUAGAGGACAAAUACAAGAGAUUUGAUGAUGUGGACAAGUUGACCGUUAUAGUGUCACAUCCUCAUGGCUGUCCUAAACAGGUCUCUGUAGAAGAAUGGACACCGAUACAACUGUAUAAAUAUCAUCAUGACUGUCAAAGCUGCAUAAACGCAUCCAUUUUAUGGCUUGAUUUUGAAACUGUUUCAUGUUUCAAGAUUGAGAGUACAAACAGUUUAAUAAAUAAUAACGAUAAUGGUGAUACGGAAGAAAUACUGAAACACAUGCGCACGUCAAAAAUAUCAUUGCUUUUUGCAAUAAUUGCAUCUACUGUUUCGAUUGGAAUUUUUCUCUUCGCUCAAUCAGUCACAGAAUUAAAUUGGAUCACAAACUUGAAUGAUGGUGUGUUAACAAUGGCGUAUGUAAAUUCAAAUGCUCUUAUUGAUAAAGAUGCACGUCCAGGAAUGUAUCCACCAGUUACAGCACAUCUAAGACUUUAUCCGUCUGUCCGUUACCCUGAUAUAGACAAUCAAGAAGACCCUAUAUUUAGCUCCACCUCACACACAACUCUGACAAUAAACCAGGAAAACAAGGAGGGCAGGAGCCAGUACGCUAGGGGUGUCAGUCUACUGCAUGACAGGAUACAGAUUUUACGUCAAGGUCUGUACUACAUCUACAGCAACGUCAACUUUCAACCAAACUCCACCCGCUACUCAUCAGACUUUGUCUACCAGACAUGGUUUCAGUACGUCCACCUGGUCUCGCCUAGCAGUCCAGCUAAAUCAGGUGUGUUACUGAGAACCGUUCACACCUGUUGCAGCAACUGUACCAACAGUCAGGAAACUAGCUAUACAGGCGGGUCACUGCUAGGUUACCUUAGACACACUUAUAAAGUGUUUAGUUGGAAGGAAAGUUGUUUAAGAAGAAAAGAACUAAUUAAGUUAAUCACAUAG